AUGUCUACCAAGGGAAGCAGUAGCGGUUCUUCAACUGAAGGCAAUAGUGACGACGACACUGAUCGCCCCGAGGCAACAGGGGGUCUUACUGAAAAGGAGUCUGGAGAUGACAAAACCCAAGAAGGGGAACCACCAGCAGCACGAGUACAUUUCCGAUCAUCUGCCAGCUUUUCUCACAACGUGCCUCGUCUACCACCCCACGAAAAGUCUCGUGCUGAGGAUCGACCUCAUCCACCAACAGCACCAUAUGCCCAUCACUCUGAGGAUAUCGCUGAUGCACCACGCGGGGGGCAAAGCGAACCGCCAGGGCAGAUCGACGGCAUAGCUCCGGAUGAGAAAGCACCGGAGGAACCACAUGAACCAAGUCAGAAUAUAAAGACCAUCCCGGCUACAUUCAAUUUUAGCACGGCGAAAAACCGCGUUCGUUCCGUAACAUCCAACCUCAAACAAAGAGCUUCGCGCCUCGGCGACCGACUGGGUCGGCCUACACAUGGAGGUGAUGAUCUUGGGUCGGGUAUGUACCAUGCAGACUGGGCGACCGGCAGCGAACCUCCAAUGUCGGAUGUGACAGACGACAAGCACAAGACUUAUGAAGAAAAGCGUCAGCAUCACGCGACAAGUAGUUCCGAAGCCCACCGACUCGUCCGCGACCUGACGCAAGAUCAAUCGGCCAAGCGGCGAAAAACCCGAGGGAAACAGGGCCCGGGGAACCAGACGGAAUUCGUCGGAGGUGAACAUGAGUCGAGCCUUGACUCGGGCUUGCGAUACCGAUCUGGUGGUGGGGGUGUGUUGUCACAGCUGAUGAAGCUCAAUAAUGGCGGACAGCAACAAGGAAGCACGUCCAGGACCCAGAGUCAGUCUUCUGUCAAUUCUACAUCUAGUACUGCAUCUUCGACGAGUGAGGGACCAAGAUCAAAAAAAGAUAAACCGAAAUGGUACAAGAAGCCACCCAAUACAUCGACGUCCACCUUGAUCGGGGCAUCAUCAGACAGUCUGAGCGGGGCAACCACACCGGUAUCAAGCGAAGUGAUCUCGGCAGCAUCAAAAAGGCGCGGCAAACAGCCUAGUUCUGGCCCGAGACUGGAAGAUGAGAUCCGAGUUACUAUCCACAUCGCGGAGAUCAUCUGUCGACAACGAUAUAUCAUGCAGCUCUGUCGGGCAUUGAUGCUAUUCGGGGCCCCAACUCACCGAUUGGAAGAAUACAUGCAAAUGACUUCCAAGGUACUUGAGAUCGAUAGUCAGUUUCUGUAUCUGCCUGGGUGUAUGAUCAUGUCAUUUGACGAUCCAUCAACGCGAACAACAGAGAUGAAGCUCGUCCGGGUUGGGCAGGGAGUGGACCUGACACGUCUCUCAGAUACUCAUUCUAUAUAUAAGAAUGUCAUCCAUGACGUGAUCGGGAUCGAGGAAGCGGUCCAAGAACUGGAUGAGGUGAUGCAAAAGGAGCCACGCUAUAACAAGUUCAUCAUUGUAUUAGUAUAUGGUCUAGCUACCGCAACCGUCGGGCCUUUCGCAUUCAAUGCCCGACCCAUCGAUAUGCCGAUCAUCUUUAUCAAUGGGUUAUUGGUCGGGGCCAUGCAACAUCUCGCAGCCCCUCGAUCAGUCCUCUAUUCAAAUGUCUUCGAAGUGACAUCUACCGUAUUAACAUCCUUCCUCGCUCGGGCCUUCGGAAGUAUCCCAAUCAGAACUGUGGAUGGAAAGCGACAAUAUCUUUUCUGCUUUUCUGCGAUAGCACAAGCUUCAAUUGCAUUAAUCCUACCCGGGUUUCUGGUCUUAUGCAGUAGUCUGGAAUUACAAUCGCAUCAGAUCAUUGCGGGUUCGAUUCGGAUGGUAUAUGCGAUUAUUUUCUCCUUGUUCAUCGGCUACGGGAUCACUGUCGGCACUACGAUCUACGGACUCAUGGACACCCAAGCAGUAUCGGAUCUCACUUGCCCCAAGACUGGAGCAUUUCCCAAUCCCUAUGUCGCCCGUUUUCCCUUCGUCUCGGUGAUGAUCGUGUGGCUUCUAAUCAUCAAUCAAGGCAAAUGGAAGCAACUUCCACCAAUGGCAGUCAUCGCCCUGUCAGGAUACACAGCGAACUAUUUUAGUACCAAGCGUCUCGGAUCGAAUUCGCAAGUUGCGAAUACCGUCGGCGCUUUUACUAUUGGCAUGAUGGGGAAUCUUUACAGCCGACUCUGGCACGGCCAUGCCGCGACGGCCAUCUUGCCGGGGAUCUUUAUUCUUGUGCCUUCUGGGCUGGCUGCGACCGGGUCAUUGAUUACGGGCGUUCAGUCCGCGAAUGCAAUCCGACAGAAUGUAUCUUCGCAUUCUUCCCCUAGUUCCCAACCUGGAGCAGGGCUUGAAAAUACAUCGGUAUUUACCCUGGGAUUCGGCAUGAUUCAGGUGGCGAUUGGAAUCACAAUUGGUUUGUUUAUCUCGGCACUCAUCGUUUACCCAUAUGGAAAACGGAGAAGUGGAUUGUUUAGUUUCUAA
Penicillium odoratum is the source of this 2469-nucleotide messenger RNA. Its product is annotated as threonine/serine exporter family protein. The transcript has a single exon. The record is from RefSeq and is a predicted model, not a curated record. Gene Ontology annotation, biological process: transmembrane transport. Bases 1 to 2469 code for a protein of 822 amino acids. NCBI's taxonomy places the organism in Eukaryota, Fungi, Ascomycota, Eurotiomycetes, Eurotiales, Aspergillaceae. Gene Ontology annotation, molecular function: transmembrane transporter activity.